Molecule: messenger RNA, 1696 nt
Organism: Pocillopora damicornis (cauliflower coral)
Lineage: Eukaryota; Metazoa; Cnidaria; Anthozoa; Scleractinia; Pocilloporidae
Product: sodium/potassium/calcium exchanger 5
Biological process (GO): calcium ion transmembrane transport; intracellular calcium ion homeostasis
Cellular component (GO): plasma membrane
Molecular function (GO): calcium channel activity; calcium, potassium:sodium antiporter activity
Source: RefSeq, a predicted model, not a curated record
AUGGAUCGACUUCCCAGGAAACUCAGCGUCCUUCAUCAUAUUCGUCACGUUAAACGGCACUUCUUCAACUGUAGCAGCCACAAUAUUAUCAAUGUACUGCAAUAUGAAACGCUGUUCUCACUGCAGCAGAGGCGAGAAGGAGCCGUUGUUAUACACACCCUGGUAUGCCUGUACUGCUUUGGGGCACUAGCAGUUUUGUGUGAUCAUUAUUUUUGCGCGUCACUUGAAAAACUAUGCAAACGACUACGUAUCCCGACAGACGUUGCAGGCGCAACAUUCAUGGCUGCUGGUAGUUCUAUGCCCACACUGUUCAUCGCAAUUGCUUCCGUAUUCAUGGGUGAGGGUGAUAUAGGCCUGGGUACUAUUAUUGGUUCAACUAUGUUCAAUAUCCUCUUCAUAUCGGCCAUUUGUGGGCUGUGUUCUGGUAUCUCUAUAGCUCUUCGGACGUGGCCGCUUUUGAGGGAUUCUGUGGCAUACACUAUACAUCUGACCGCUCUGUUAAUUGUCAUAGAGGAUAACAUAGUUCACUGGUACGAAGCCUUGGUGUUUCCAUUCUUAUAUCUUGGUUACAUAAUAGUUAUGUGCUUCAAUAAGAAACUCGAAGGUUUGUUUGAGAGAGUUUGCGAAAAGUUUUUCCAUUUACGGAAGGGAUUUGAAAUGGUCUCAAUGGAGGACCCCCACGAAAAUGCCGUUGGGAAAGGCAAUGGUCAGGAAGCCCUGGAAAAAUCCGGGGAAGAGGAUUUAAGAAACAACGAAAUUAUUACCGACAAAAGCAAGAAUGAAAUGAAAGACACUGACUGCGGUAGAGAAGGAAGGGGAGUCAAUGAUCCCGAUACCUCCUCUUCUCAAGCUCAUGGUUUUUCAGAAAAAUCUCCGUUCGAAAUUCCCAAGAGUUCUUUUCAAUUAGUGAUCUGGGUGAUCAUGUUACCUGUCCACGCCCUUUUCUUCCUCACAAUGCCCGACUGUCGCAAGAAAGGUUGGGAGAACUGGUACCCAGUCACGUUUGUAGUAUCCAUCCUAUGGAUGGCCCUCAUAUCAUACGUACUCGUGUGGACUGUGUCAGUCAUAGGCGAGACUUUUGAUAUACCAGAAUGCAUCAUGGGACUGACACUAUUGGCAGCUGGUUCUAGUGUCCCGGAUGCUAUUGCAAGUCUUGUAGUCGCUAAACAUGGAAUGGGAGACAUGGCUUUGGCUAAUUGUGUUGGUAGCAAUAUCUUUGACGUCCUCUGCUUAGGUCUUCCAUGGUUUUUAGCCACGACUGUUGUUCAUCCGAAAAGCGUCGUUUUAAUUCACAGUGGACAUGUAGUUUAUACAUCUUUGUGCCUGUUUGGCACAGUUUUAGCAACAUUAUUCGUGAUACACCGAAAUAGUUGGAGAUUGGAUAAACGUUCGGGAGGUAUACUAUUGUUAACCUAUAUUGUUUUCUUAUCAGCGGCUGUCAUUUUAGAAGCUCUUCCCGGGGGGCCUGGAGGUCAGGGGGAUGGUCCUAAAUUAAGUCCACAUCACCCGGGUCACCUGCCAAAUAAGGGCCUAGGGCAUCACAAAAAUGCUCAUUUAAAGAAAGUCACGUGACAACCGAUGGUUACUGAGUGAAUUAUUGCGGGCGUUUUUUAACCCUUUAACUCCGAAGAUCUGAUUGUUAAUUCUCCCCUCUAACACAAUUCUUGUGAAUAAGUUAUGAGAAUUUGGUGUUAUA